Pelmatolapia mariae (spotted tilapia) is the source of this 4377-nucleotide messenger RNA. RefSeq names its product immunoglobulin superfamily, member 8 (gene igsf8). Bases 253 to 2157 code for a protein of 634 amino acids. The record is from RefSeq and is a predicted model, not a curated record. Lineage: Eukaryota; Metazoa; Chordata; Actinopteri; Cichliformes; Cichlidae. Gene Ontology annotation, cellular component: membrane. The transcript is spliced from 8 exons.
CCAGCCUCCCCCCUCCCCACCCCUGAUGCCAGCCACUCCGCGCCUGGACUGGUCUGCAUGUUUUUGAGGCGGUAUAAUCUGAAAGCGGCCGACAUAUUAUGGAGCAGACGGCUUGUUGAUGGAGAUGUGGCGGUGCAUGAAAAAAAGCUGGUCUCGGCGGCGGUGAUGAAUUAUGAUCGGCGUUAAACAAGCAGAGGAACACGGAGAGGGAAUUCUGACUCUACGUAAUCCAUCUGGACAUCAGGGGGGGAGAUGAGGACCAUGAUGGCUUCGAUGAAAGCGGCGUUUUUCUUGUUUCUGCACUGGGUGCUCCAGCAUGCUCUGUGCCGUCAUGUUGCUGUCCCUGCUGGACCCCUCUACCGUGUCGCUGGCUUCCCUCUCUCCCUGCCCUGUGCUGUGUCAGGAUAUGAAGGCUCACGUACGCAAGACUUUGAGUGGUUUCUGUUUAGGGACGAUGCCGCCGGAAGGCAGAUGGGAGUGGUGUCCACCAGGGACAAGGGUUUCCCUUACGCCCCGUUCCAGGCACGUGUGACGAGUGGGGAGGUAAGAGUGGAGAGGGAUUCAGGGGACAAGGUCCGGCUGAUCAUCCAAAGGCUCCGGCCUGAUGACCAAGGGAAAUAUGAGUGCUAUACUCCCAGCACAGACAGCUCCUAUCAAGGAAACUACAGUGCCACAGUAGCUGUCAAAGUGAUCCCUGACACGCUCCAGAUCAGCUAUUCCCGCUCACUCACUGGCCAACCUGUGUCAGAGGGGGCUUCGUUAACCUUGACGUGCUCGGCCAGCAUCCAAUCAGAGCAGCUCACCCAUCUGUCCAUCACAUUUGGGAAGCGUGGUGGUGCAGAGGGAUCGCCGAGUGGGGCCGGAGAAGAGGUCAGCACCGUCAGAGAGAUUAUCUCCAUUGACAAGCUUCUCGGGGUCGUUCCCGGACGUUUCUACAAGAAACGCUACGAUGAUGGGGAGAUCACGCUGGAGAAAAGAAACGGCGAGGGCGGGCAGGGUGUGUACGUGAUGAAGAUGACAGCGGUGCAGCCAGAUGACAGCGGCUCGUAUUUCUGCGAGGCCUCACAGUGGAUUCUGGACCCCAAUCGAUCGUGGCAGAAGAUCGCACAGAGGACGCUGGAUAUUGGCAACUUGACCGUUCAGCAACUAGCCGAGUCGAUGCGUGUAACAUCCUCGCCCACAGGGGAGGUUACUCUGCAGAUCGGUUCCCCUCUCAUCCUGACCUGUGAGAUUUUGGGGCUGCCGCCUGAAGUCAACUCAGGCCUGCUGGUUCAGUGGAUGAAAAGGGGAUCCGUAAGCAGCGAUUCAGUCGGGGCCGGAGGAGUCGAGGUGGAGGUGGCCCAGAUGACCCCGAAUGGCAUUGUGAGCUGGGGGGAUGACCUCAGCAGAGCUAGUGGUGGGUCUAUGGAGAAAGCAGCAGAGGGAAAGUACUCUCUGAAGCUCUUCUCAGCUCAGCCUGCCGACUCAGGGGUGUAUCGGUGUGUGGUGAGUGUGUACGCCGGAAGAAGAAACCCCGGACAGUCUGUGCCAGCAACACUCACCCAGCGGUCGGAGGGAGUCACCGUCAACCUGAAGACCAAAGAUGUCCUGGUUACAGCCGUGGCUCAGCUCCCUCGCGGCCCUUUGCUGAAAAGAGGCAGCACGGUCACGCUAAUCUGCAACACCACCGUGACCACCACAGGUCCCGCCCAGGUUCAGGUGCACUGGCUGCGCUGGCCAAUCCCUGAACCAGUUAUCAAGAAGGCACCAGACGCUGCGAUGCUAAAACCUCCUGCUCCACCAGAACCCAAGCUGAUAGCUUCCCUAAUGUACAACGGUGUUUCAAAUAUCUACAUCAACCAUAGCGAGAUUAGCAUCGACCGCCUGUCAGUUAAUAGCUACAGACUCAGGGUUCACAUGGCAACGACGGAUGAUCAGGGCAUGUAUGCCUGUCAUGCCGAGGCGUGGGGACAGGACCCGCAUGGAGGCUGGUACAGAACAGGGGCCAAAGCAGAGUCAAAUGCAGUCAAUGUUUACUUAUAUGCCAGAGCUGCUGACCUCCUCCUCAUCCCUUUGGUGGUUGGCAUCUCUUCAGCCUUGUUUGUCGGCAUCGUCAUCAUCGCAACGGUAACUUGCUGCUUCAUGAAGCGCCUGGCGAGGCAGCGCGCUCGAAAGUAGGCGUCCGGCGCCGUCUGUAAUCUGAUUGUUCACAAAGUGGCGACGCAGAAGUAGUCUUGGAAGAAAUGGCCCAUAAAAUAACUUCAAGAAAAAAAAAAUGAAGUAGAAAAUGACUUUCGUCACCUCGUUGGUUGUUUUUCUGUGUUCUGACCUACAUGUUUAACGAUCAAUGCCAAAAAAAUUCAGUUUUAUACUUUCUUGUAUUUUUAUAUCUGAAACAUAUUUUCUUGAUAGGCAUAGUGUGCUAGGCUUCUGCCGCCACAGUUGCACUGCAGUCUCAAGCGUCAGGAGAAAGUGUUAUUUCUUUUGAGCCAACUUGCCCCCAACAUAUUGUUACAGCAGGAUUGUACCACAUGCUACUUAACUCAUCAGAUGCUUUCUGUGAUGCUGCGUAUUAAGGUCACUGUCUAUCGACUCGAAGACCAACAAAGACCGUUCUGUGUUUCCGGGAUUUGUUUUUGAUACUGUUCCAGUUGUUCCUUCCUCAGAGUGCAUGUUCUUCUUUUUACACAAAAGCUAACAAUGUCUAAAUGUACAUGCAUGGUUAAGGCGCUGCCGCAGACAGUCAUCGGAUUGCUGAUGGGAGCAGUUUAGCCUCUGGAAAGUUAAUACGAGUAGGGAUGUUCCAGCAGCGCUCUGCAUGUAAACAAAGUCUUUGUCUGUUACUUAAUAAGGAAGCUGCUGGCUGGGGACUUUCUGACGCUGUCCAACUGAGUACUUCAUACUUGAGUUUUCUCUUCAGGCUGAUAGAUUUGUAUAGAUUUGACAAAGAGAAGACAGAAGAUAUACCCACAAUGCACUGGGCUGAAAUGUGUAAAUACUCUAUGGAGUUUAGGUGUUUUAUUUUCUUAAUGCGUUAAGACUGUGCUAUUGCACCAUUUUUAUUUGGCAAGCACCUGUGUUUUAAGAUUCUCUGCAGCAGACUGCUCUGCUUUUCUAAAGCACUUGGAGAAAAAGCAGGGCUGGAAUGUUUUUACUUGAUUUUCUUCCAGCUGAAGUUAUUUCGUUGCUGUUUUUCUUUCUUUUUGUGGGAUUAAUGGCUCCUAAGCUCCUGUUAAGUGACUGAGAUAGAAAACUGUACUGUGACAAAUAACCCCCGCGUUAUGGUGGGUAACAGGAAAACUGUUGUGUUGCGUAAGGUCUUUUAUGAGUCUCAUCCCCGAGGUGAAAACUUUUUCCAAGCAGUGCAGUCAUAUGACGAGACAGUGUAGUAAAAACUCACUAUAACCGUCAUCAUUGUUAUCGUGUGGUUCAGGCCAUACAUGCCUGCUGCCAAGACUUAUUAUGACUAUAGCUGUCGCUGCUAACCCACAAAGAUUUACAGUGUCUGCGCACUUAAAACGGGUGAAAUCUAUCCUCCUCUUCCCGUUGAAAGUAACACUUAAAAAAUAGUUUGGUCGUGCAAGCGGGCCUGCGCUGUGCGAUCAUUUAAGGAUAGAUAUAUAUUCAGCGAAAAGGAGAGGAAAGCAACAUUAGUUAUACUUGUGGCUCUCUCAUUAAAAUGACUAGUUGUUUGACAUUUCUAAAUUUGAUUACCCUGAGCUAUGCUUUCUCACUUUAUCUCGACUUUCUGUCUUUGCUGGAGUCUCUAGAUCUCCCUGAAACCCUGAUUAUAAAUGUUGGUCACAAACAUCAGGGAAUAAAAUCACAGCUCUGCUCGCUUCCUGAGCCACUUUGUUCCAGAUCAACUGCUCAAAGCUGAUUUGUUCCCCCACAUACCCGCCCACCGCACGGCUACACUCACACACACACGCACACACAUGCACGUGCACAUCCUAGCAGCACAGGGUAGCGUUUGCUGGCUGGUAUUUCAAAUGGAAGAAAGUGAGUAUCUGCGUGUUCAUCUCUAAUCCCUGUUUAUGGCUGCAGUGUCCUGCUGCCCUUCCCCCACCCUGUGUUUGACAGUCACUCGACUCACGCUCGAUUCAUUUCAAUCUCUGUUCCCUGAGAAUUACCGCCAGCUGUAAGCGCUGAUGCGCAUCGCGUGCAGAGUAUCAGAACUUCUGUAUCAGUUGUGUUUUUGUCGGCAGUUGUAUUAAACCCUUUCAUGAAGGUGUUAUGUUUUGUUUGGAUUGUCUACUCUGCUUUAAUACCACUGUUCCUGAAUGCGUCUUACUGCCAUUUAAAUAUACGAAGGCUGUUUUUCUUUUGCUCAGUUUGUUACUUAUGGUGCUUUGGCAGACCUGCCAGUUGGUACGACCAAUAAACCACUCUGGGUCA